AUUUUUAGCAAGCAGCAAUGCCUCCUAGAAAGAAACAAAAGUUGUCAUCCCAAGCCCCAUCGACGACAUCGCAAGCGGACAAUCCCCCCUCCAUACCUCCGAGCCAACAAGUCUCUUCUAAACCCGACGUUGACGCCGAUUCCAUUGUUGCGGAUCCUUGGACGGACGAUCAAGAGACAUCAUUGCUGAAAGGUAUAAUCAGAUGGAAGCCUAUAGGAAUGCAUAAGCAUUUUCGCAUGUUAGCUAUCUCGGACCACAUGAAAAGCCAAGGCUACGCAACAGAUGAACAUACGCGCAUACCGGGUAUAUGGAAAAAAUUAGACUCAUUGUAUAAUCUUCCCGCAUUGGACGAAAGAGAAGAUCCAUUCGCAACAGAUGCCUCUGAAGAAGUAGAUGUCUCCAACGAACCUUAUUGUCCCUUCUCUUUGGAAGAGAGUGAAUACGGUGACAUGAUGUUUGAGAGGAGAUUAGCUCCAGAAGGUUCAUCCUCUCCUCCCAGUCUUCCAGUUCCGUCGAGGAGAGAAAGCACGAUUGCAGACACGGAUGAACCCCGAUCGUCCCCUGCUCCGUCGCGAGGCGGUAGACGUAGAGGGCGUGCGGCCCGCAGAACUAUCGGUACGCGAUCGUCAAGGCUAAGCGAAAAGGCGAGUGUCAAUGGGGACGACACUGGGGGAGAUAGAGAAGGUGCUGCGAUUGCCAACGGGGCAGAACAGUCACAAGCGACGGGCUCAGCGGCCUCAAAACCAACCAGGGGCCAGACCACUAGGGGCAGAUCAAGGCGGGGAAGACCUCCGACUAGGCGAGGAAGAAGGAGAUAACCCUUUUCCCGCCAUUCCAUGCUGUAUACUUUUGCUUGAAUCCUACUAACUC
Coccidioides immitis RS is the source of this 870-nucleotide messenger RNA. RefSeq names its product CT20 family protein. The coding region runs from base 18 to 818 and encodes 266 amino acids. Gene Ontology annotation, biological process: regulation of transcription by RNA polymerase II. Gene Ontology annotation, cellular component: NuA4 histone acetyltransferase complex; nucleus. The record is from RefSeq and is a predicted model, not a curated record. The transcript has 4 exons. Lineage: Eukaryota; Fungi; Ascomycota; Eurotiomycetes; Onygenales; Onygenaceae.